Molecule: messenger RNA, 1308 nt
Organism: Mizuhopecten yessoensis (Yesso scallop)
Lineage: Eukaryota; Metazoa; Mollusca; Bivalvia; Pectinida; Pectinidae
Product: DNA-directed RNA polymerase II subunit RPB1-like
Exons: 2
Coding region: 1-1290 (429 amino acids)
Source: RefSeq, a predicted model, not a curated record
AUGCAUGCAUCAUUUGACAUUACACAGCUUCACUUGGACAUCCUCCCAUUACACCUUGGACCUACACCUGGACAUCCUCCCACUACACCUUGGACCUACACCUGGACAUCCACCCCUUAUACCUGGUACCUACAACACCUGGACAUCCACCCCUACACCUGGUACCUACAACACCUGGACAUCCACCCCUUAUACACACCCACCCCUUAUACACACCCACCCCUUAUACACACCCACCCCUUAUACACACCCACCCCUUAUACACACCCACCCCUUAUACACACCCACCCCUUAUACACACCCACCCCUUAUACACACCCACCCCUUAUACACACCCACCCCUUAUACACACCCACCCCUUAUACACACCCACCCCUUAUACACACCCACCCCUUAUACACACCCACCCCUUAUACACACCCACCCCUUAUACACACCCACCCCUUAUACACACCCACCCCUUAUACACACCCACCCCUUAUACACACCCACCCCUUAUACACACCCACCCCUUAUACACACCCACCCCUUAUACCUGGGACCUUCACCUGGACAUCCACCCUUUACACCUGUUUUCUACACCUGGACUUUCACCAGUUACACCUGGUACCUACAACCAGACAUCCACCAGUUACACUUGGUACCUACACCUGGACAUCCACCAGUUACACCUGGACAUCCACCAGUUACACCUGGUACCAAUCUACAACCAGACAUCUACCACUUACACCUACUACCUACACCUGGACAUCCACCAGUUAUACCUGGUACCUAAACCUGGACAUCCACCAGUUACACCUGGUACCUAAACCUGGACUUUCACCAGUUACACCUGGUACCUACAACUGGCCAUCCACCAGUUACACCUGGUACCUAUGCCUGGAUAUCCACCUGUUACACCUGGUACCUACACCUGGACUUUCACCAGUUACACCUGGUACCUACACCUGGACUUUCACCAGUUACACCUGGUACCUACACCUGGAUAUCCACCAGUUACACCUGGUACACCUACAACCACACAUCCACCAGUUACAACUAGUAGUUACAUUUACACCUGGUCAUCCACCAGUAACACCUGGAAGUUACACCUGGACAUCCACCUAUCAGACACACCUACGCACACCUAUCAGACACACCUACGCACACCUAUCAGACACACCUACGCACACCUAUCAGACACACCUGUGCACACCUAUAAAACACACCAAGGCACUACUAUUGGAUACACAUGGGCAUGCUUACAAACAACAUCUGGGAACACCAGUAUCACUUCACCAAGCUUUAUAGAAAUUAUAUACCAAAUCU